Fundulus heteroclitus (mummichog) is the source of this 3545-nucleotide messenger RNA. RefSeq names its product klotho (gene kl). The record is from RefSeq and is a predicted model, not a curated record. The coding region runs from base 277 to 3210 and encodes 977 amino acids. Lineage: Eukaryota; Metazoa; Chordata; Actinopteri; Cyprinodontiformes; Fundulidae. Gene Ontology annotation, molecular function: hydrolase activity, hydrolyzing O-glycosyl compounds. Gene Ontology annotation, biological process: carbohydrate metabolic process. The transcript is spliced from 13 exons.
UGUGUGAAAUUAUGAUUUAAUUCAGUUAGAAUAAUAAACCCGGAAGAACCAAACCAGAUUAGCGUCGUUAGUGAUCACCGGCGUGCAUUGAUCAUUUUGGGGCCCUCAGCAGCAUGCUGUGCCCCGCAGGCCUCCGUGCGUCAGGUGUCUGGGUAAUAAUUGACAGAUUUUGGAGAGGCUUGCAGGAGUUCACCGCUGGCUGACUGACUACUCCGCGCACGGCUCAUUUUUAAGCCUCCAAGCAUGGCAAGGUGAGGCUCAGUCACAUCAGGAACCAUGGGCGCGCUUUUCGCCCUCUUGACGUUUCUCCUUCUCGGCUCCGCGGCCGCGAAGCCGCACGCUGGGUUAAAGACGUGGGGCCGCUUCAGCAAGCUCCCCUACCCCGGAGACAAGGUUUUCCUCUAUGACACCUUCCCCGGGGACUUCAUAUGGGCGGUGGGCACGGCGGCGUACCAGGUGGAGGGGGCGUUCGAGAAGGACGGCAAGGGGCUCUCCAUCUGGGACACCUUUACGCGCGGCGGGAACCGCAUGGCCACCGGGGACGUGGGCAGCGACAGCUACCACAACGUCCACGCAGACAUCCGAGCCAUCCGCCAGCUGGGGGUGAGCCACUACAGGUUCUCCCUGUCCUGGUCCAGGAUCUUCCCGAACGGGACGCGCGGAAGCUACAACGAGGUGGGCACCAACUACUACCGGACGCUCAUCAAGAAGCUGAAGGAGAUCCGCGUCCAGCCGGUGGUCACCCUGUACCACUGGGACCUACCCGAGCAGCUCCAGCAGAGCCUGGGCGGCUGGAGCAACCCGGAGCUGGUGGAGAUCUUUAAGGACUACGCCGAUUUCUGCUUCCAAGCCUUCGGGGAUGACGUGAAGUUCUGGAUCACCAUCGAUAACCCGUUUGUGGUGGCGCAGCACGGAUACGGAACCGGGGUGGUCGCGCCCGGGAUAAAGAACGACCCCGAUCUCCCAUAUCGGGUCGGACACAACUUGCUCAAGGCCCAUGCAGCUGCGUGGCACCUCUACGACCGCUGCUAUCGGCCCCGGCAGCAGGGGAAACUCUCCAUGGCGCUGGCCUCUCACUGGAUCAAGCCCCGCCGCACCCGGCUGGAGAGCCUGCGGGAGUGCCAGUGCUCCCUGGACCACGUCCUGGGCUGGUUUGCCCGGCCGCUGUUCACGGACGGCGACUACCCUCCCUGCAUGAGGGAGCGGCUCGGCUCGCGCCUGCCCUCCUUCACCCAGGAGGAGAGGGAGCAGGUGAGAGGGACGGCCGACUUCUUUGCCCUCUCUCACGGAGCAACGCUGAGCUUCCAGCUCAUCAACGACAGCCUGAAGUUCGGGCAGCUUGAGGAUCUGGACCUGAGGAUGCUGCUCUACUGGGUCAACGCGGAGUACGACAAGCCCCCCAUCUUUGUGGUGCAGAGUGGUUGGUACGUCCUUGGGAACACCAAGACGGAAGACCCGAAACACAUGUACUACCUCAAGAGGUUCAUCGCGGAGACCCUGAAAUCAAUCAUCAAAGACGGAGUGAACGUGAUUGGAUACACCGCCUGGUCUCUCAUCGACGGCUUUGAGUGGCACAGAGAAUAUGGCAUCCGCCGCGGUCUGUACUAUGUUGACUUCAACACUCCUGACAUGAAGAGGGAGCCAAAGACAUCGGCCACCUUCUACAGAAAUGUCAUCCAUAAGAAUGGCUUCCCUGAACUUCCAGAGAACAGACCAGCACAGGGAAUGUUCCCGUGUGAUUUUGCAUGGGGUGUGUCUGCCAACUCCAUCCAGGUGGAGACCACGCCCACCCAGUUCGCGGACCCCAAUAUUUACCUGUGGAACAUCUCCAACAACGGAGAGCUGAUCAAGCUGGAGGGCUUCAGCACGUCACCUGUGCACAGAGCCAGGCACUGUGCCGAUUACGCCACCAUCUGGCAACAGGUGGAUGAAAUCAGGCAGGUGGGGGUAAACCACUUCCACUUUUCCCUCAACUGGUCUGCUCUGGUGCCUAACGGUGAUGUGGCUUAUCCCAACACCACCCUGCUGGGAUAUUACCGCUGCUUUACGCGUCAGCUGGUGCAGGCCAACGUCACGCCUGUUGUCACCCUGUGGCACCACACGCGCCAGCGCAGCAGCCUGCCUACCCCACUCGACACUGCUAACAGGUGGCUCAACAGCAAGACACCACAGUCCUUUGCAGAGUAUGCCAGGCUUUGUUACAGAGAACUGGGGGCUCACGUGAAGAUGUGGAUCACCUUGAACGAACCCAACGAUGAGAUGGUGAGCUAUCAGGAGGGCCACGAGAUGCUGCGGGCACACGCUCUGGCCUGGCACGUGUACGACCUUGAGUUUAGACCCACGCAAGGAGGUCAGGUGUCUCUGGCUCUGCACAUGGACUGGGUGGAGCCGGCGUUUUCCUUCAGCCGAGAGGACGUGGAGCCGGCUAAAAGGGUUUUAGAUUUCUACGUCGGCUGGUUUGCUGAGCCGGUCUUUGGCAGCGGCGAUUAUCCCGUAGGAAUGAGGAGCUGGCUGCGACAGCUCAACUCACUCGAACUGCCUGUUUUCAAAGAGGAGGACAGACAGCUGAUUAGAGGGACGUAUGACUUCUUUGCUAUGAGUCACUUCAGUACCAAGCUUGUGACUCAUGCCAAGGAAGACUCCUACACCUACACGGAGAUGCUGGAAGUCCAGCACAUGAUAGACACGACAUGGAUCAUGUCGCCCAGGCCCGUGGUGCCCUGGGGCCUGAGGAAAGCUCUAAACUGGGUAAAGCAGCACUACAGCGAUGUGCCCAUCUAUAUAAUGGCUAACGGAGUCCAGGAAGACCCGGCUCGUUUCAAAGACGCCCUGCGGGUUUAUUACCUGUACAACUACAUUAACGAGGCGCUUAAAGCUUUUACCCUGGAUGGUAUAAACCUGAAGGGCUACUUCGCCUACGCCCUGAACGACCAAAGAGACCCGGGCUUCGGCCUUUACGGUCAGGUCCACCAGGAGGUCAUCGUCAAGGCUUCGCUGUCCAACUACCGCAACAUCAUCCAGCACAACGGCUUCCCCAUCCCAGGAGCUCCUCAGCAGCAGUGCCCCGCUCCGCCGCCGGCCUGCCCGGGCUGCCACGUUCUCAUCAAGGGGCCCGUCGUGGGCUUCUUGACUCUGGUGGGCUCGGGAGUGCUGAUCACGCUGGGCCUCAUCAUUUACUACACCGCCAAGAGACACAAGGAGUAUUACUGAGGAAAGGAUGCAGAUUUUACUGUGAUGUAACGACAGGAUGGCAGGUCCAUGGGGCCCAAUCAGCUUUCUGGGUGUUAAGGUUACCUAAAUGUCCAGGGUCACUCUUGGCGAUGGACGCGGGACUAUGUGGAGCCUCUAAAUUAAAGCAGGUUCUGAUAUUUAAGGAUGCCUCCGUACAACUAUAUCAGAAAGGUUUAACUAUAACUAAACUAAUCCUGCCUCUAAGAAACAUAAGUGAGACCUUAUCAACGUAUUAAAUAUUAUUGGUGUGUUGGUGUAGAGAGAAACAUCUAAAUUAGGUGUGAAUGUUUGCUUUAUCUUAAAAUGUAAAUUAU